Sordaria macrospora k-hell is the source of this 807-nucleotide messenger RNA. Lineage: Eukaryota; Fungi; Ascomycota; Sordariomycetes; Sordariales; Sordariaceae. The record is from RefSeq and is a predicted model, not a curated record.
AUGGAAUAUUUCGACCCCUACCAGACUAUCACCGGGUUCCACGCCAAUCCUCUCGACCCGAAUCUGCCAUCAUUCCAGAUAGUUCCUGCGGAACAACUGCCCCCCGUGUUGUACCUUGUCCAACACACUGAUUCGAGAUCCUUGUCCUACGGCCCCCCGUUUCGCUGUAUCCUAGCAGCGGAUGUUUCACGUCGACUCUUCACAUUCGAUGACCUAAAUUACUUGGCAAAGCACCACGCCUACAGUCCUUGGAUUACGAGGGGACCAACCCGCUUCAUCUCGACGUUUGAGCACCUGGAGCGCGCUCGACAGUGGGCAAUAUCCCGCAGGUUCCCCAAGAUAUACAUCAUCAGCACGGGACAUCUCCCGGAGGAUACCAUCGUGCUUCGAUCCCCCAACGCGGACUGCUACCUGUUCUUGCACUGGAUCCCGAGGUCCGCUAUUGCUGGAGAAGUGCUGAGCCUGCUCCCAGAUGAUGCGGCGGAUGUCGAGGAGUAUCAGCACAUCCGCGAGCCAGUACCAGGCUACACUGUCCAUGUCCCUGAUCCACCUUGCGUCUUCCAACGCACACGAGACUCAAAGCUUGCCCCGAACUACAUUCAUAACAAUCAUCUUCGAGGAUACCAGGUCGGCCAAGGCACAGAUACUCACACGAUCAUGGCCCCAUUGCCCCGAGUAUCCGUAUUUCAGUCUCCGUUCCUACAACCUACCUCCGAACUCAACUGCAAGAAGUACAAUGAAUACUGGAUAUACCGGCCGGACGAGUUAUACGCCGAGAUUGGUGCUGAUGUAAUCUAUGCAUUGUAG